This is a messenger RNA of Notolabrus celidotus (New Zealand spotty), 1919 nucleotides long. RefSeq names its product prohibitin-2-like. The coding region runs from base 112 to 1026 and encodes 304 amino acids. Lineage: Eukaryota; Metazoa; Chordata; Actinopteri; Labriformes; Labridae. Gene Ontology annotation, biological process: mitochondrion organization. Gene Ontology annotation, cellular component: membrane; mitochondrion. The transcript has 10 exons. The record is from RefSeq and is a predicted model, not a curated record.
GAAGUGCUGCCGGAAAUACCACAACGACGCUUUGGGACUACAUGUCCCGGCAGCCUUUGCGGUCCACGAGGAAGAGGAUUGUCUCGACCUUGGAGUUUGACGUAAAGCAGCAUGGCCGGCAAGGAACCAAACCGUUUUGUCCAGCACCUGAGGGAUCUGGCGGGCCGGAUGUCCUCGUCUGGUGGCAAGGGCGCAGGAUUAGGACUGAAGCUGCUGCUUGGAGCCGGUGCAUUGGCAUAUGGAGUUAAAGAAGCCACUUACACAGUUGAGGGUGGUCACAGAGCCAUCAUCUUCAACAGGGUUGGCGGGAUGCAAAUGGACACCAUUCAGGCUGAGGGGCUGCACUUCAGGAUCCCAUGGUUCCAGUAUCCUAUCAUAUAUGAUAUCAGAGCCAGACCAAGGAAAAUCUCCUCUUUGACGGGCAGCAAAGAUCUGCAGAUGGUGAACAUAGCAGUACGUGUACUGUCCAGGCCCCUGGCAUCCAAUCUACCAACAAUGUAUCAACAGCUUGGGAAGGACUAUGAUGAGAGAGUACUGCCUUCCAUUGUCAAUGAGGUCCUCAAAUCUGUAGUGGCAAAGUUUAAUGCCUCACAGCUCAUUACACAGAGAGCACAGGUUUCCUUGCUGGUGCGCAGGGAACUGUUUGAGAGAGCUAAAGACUUCAACAUCAUUCUCGAUGAUGUGUCCAUCACAGAGCUGAGCUUCAGCAGCCAGUACACUGCUGCUGUGGAGGCCAAGCAAGUUGCUCAGCAAGAGGCGCAGAGAGCCCAGUUCUAUGUGGAGAAAGCCAAACAGGAUCAAAGACAGAAGAUCAUCCAGGCUGAGGGAGAGGCUGAAGCAGCAAAAAUGCUGGGGCUUGCAGUAACCAAAAAUCCAGGUUACCUGAAGCUGAGGCGAAUCAGAGCUGCACAAAACAUCGCAAAGACGGUGUCAUCAUCUCAGAACAAGGUGUACCUUAAUGCUGACAGCUUGGUCCUGAACCUACAAGAUCCAUCAAUUUUUAAUAACAUGGCACUGGGAAAGUGAUGAAGACGAUACGAGGGGCGGCAUUAGGACUGACCCUGUUGUCAGCAGUCUCUGCUUUGCUUGUGACCUAGAGAACCAAAAUACAUGACUUUACAAAUGUGAUUGUAGACAUCAAAGAUAAAAAUAUUAAAGAUAUCUGUCCCAUUUCAGAUAUUGUAAGAAUGGGUUCACAUCAAAUUGAUUGCCAGUAUAAUGCUUAUGACAUGCAACAGCCUUUUGUGAAUUACAAUUCCUGUAUCAGUAAUUUGUAAAAAUCAGUUCCUAGAUGCAAUGUUUCUAUCAGGAGAGGGUGGUCGGGCUGAUUGGUCAAUGAUGUUAAUUUAUGAAUGUGCACUGCUGUCCACAGUAUCUUGUUCUUAAAGUCAGAUUUCAUGCUGUCUUUUUCUCACAUAGAGACUCUGAAUCUUGCUGCCAGCCUUUUCUCCGAUCUACACACAUGAUAAAAAGAUCUGGUCUUCUUCAUUUUGCUCCCUAAACUGUGAUCUGCUUACAUGAAGCUGGUUUUACAAAUGUUGGGUGUGUGUCAGUCAAUGCAGUAAAUCUAAUACUGCAGAUGUUGGUGUUGGCAUUAUGUUGAUAAACUUUUUUAUCAACAAAUGCCAAUUAAAAUUAUUUAAAAGCAACCAGAAAACACAUGAAAUACAAUAAAAUAUCAUGUCCCAUAGUGCUUUGAAUGAAGAAUGCACCAUAUGAAAGAAUAUGUUUGGGAGGGAUAUUGUUUCUUACAACAGUGGAGUUUCUCAGUUUAGAAGAAUCCAUAAUACAGGGCACUGAAGUAGUUGCAUUUACCCCUUUGUCACCUGUAAGCACACCUGGCAACACACUCUUAAAGACACAACAUUGUUUUCCCCUGUUAAAACAACAACAAAUAAUCUCAAAUAAACUUUACGAGA